Molecule: messenger RNA, 1011 nt
Organism: Punctularia strigosozonata HHB-11173 SS5
Lineage: Eukaryota; Fungi; Basidiomycota; Agaricomycetes; Corticiales; Punctulariaceae
Exons: 2
Coding region: 1-1011 (336 amino acids)
Source: RefSeq, a predicted model, not a curated record
AUGUCUAACAUCAUGGAGGAUAGCAUCGCGGCGCUCUCCAAGUUCCAGAUCGCGAACUUCUUCGAGAAGAGCAAUCCUACGACGCAGCAGCAAUGCGACCAACGGGCCGAACAGCUUGCAGGCACGUCUGUACGCCCAACACCUGUGCAAGGUGCGGACAGUUACACCGUCGUCUCCGACGAUGAGACCUGCGUUGUCCAGUUUCGUGCCAGCGACUCGGUCAUGGACAUGGAUCUCAUCGAUUGCGUCGAGAAGGCUUACACUGGGUUCACGCCGUCCCACUGUUGGGCUGGAAACCUGGGCCAACUCUACGUCUAUACGAUGAACAAUGUGGGGGGGAUCGCCAUGUAUCUUGCCCGGGAUCGGUUGAACGAGAACAAUUUCAGCCUUCUUCGUCACGCGGUGUCCGACUUCGCUAGAUUUUUCGCCUCGGCUUGGCACAACACGCCCAGCUCAAUGCAAUGUCCAAGUCGCUCCUCGCUACUGAACGAGUACUCGUCGGAUCUAUCAAAGCUUCGACAAGGGCUGCCCACGCGCUUUCACCUGACCCUGGACUACCUCAUUCCGAUGCUCCCGCGGCUGCUGGCUAACGACUGGCCGUUGGUGCCCAACCACGCCGACCUGCUGGAGAACAACAUCCACGUGAGCAUGCAGACGGGCCGUCUGAUGGGCAUUUGCGAUUGGAAGGACGCCGUUAUCGGUCCUUUCGGUAUGUCGCUCGGGGGCCUCGAGGCUAUGCUAGGGAUUCGAACCGUGGAGGAAAGCUGGCGUUAUCAUCCCAACCAGCAGGAACUUCGGGACCUCUUCUGGGAGACGUUUUACCAUGCUAUGGGGGAGGUUACGAAAGAGCAGAGAGAGCUCAUCGAGGUUGCGAGACUUGUUGGGCUGUUCUUGGAGAACGGUCUCCAGUGGACCGAGGAUGGGUUCGAGGCUAUCACUGAUGAAAGCAAUCAUGACCUCCGCUACCUCGAGGCAGUCACUCUGGCACUUGGUGCUCCGACUCGGACAUGA